Messenger RNA from Durusdinium trenchii, 399 nucleotides. The record is from the annotation of a GenBank genome assembly. Lineage: Eukaryota; Dinophyceae; Suessiales; Symbiodiniaceae.
AUGUUGGACAUGCGUGAGGCCGAUAGGAUCACCACUCAGUCGAACACCGAAAGUAAAUUUUCCACCUCGAGCCAGGGCUCUGGAGUAUUCUGGAAGCCAAUGGUAUAUCUCACGUCCAGUAGCGAAGCUGGCAGUAGUACCGGCUCGCAGCACAAUAUGCUGCAUCCGCGAAGGGGCCAGCGGCUGGCGGCGGAGAGAUCUCAAGGCAGCGAGGCCGACAGCUUCGACAUCGACGAGCGGAGAUUUUUUAAGCCUUCGAGGCAGUGCUUCUGGGAGCAGCCAGGGAGAUACGCAAGCGGGAUCAAAAGCACCAAUGGCAGGAGAACCCUCCAGGUGGACGGGGACGGGGCGGCGCUGUUGCGGCCGCCACUGGCGGCCAGUGGUUGCUGCGUUCCAUGA